AUGAUGAAAGUUACUUUUCUUCUGUGCCUUACCUUGUUGAAUUUUCCAAGUUCAACACCAUGCGUAGUUACGUAUGGACAAUGUGGUGGUCUUAAUUACAACGGUGCAACAGAUUGUUGUGCUCCGUCAACAUGCCAAUAUAACAAUGAUUGGUAUUCACAAUGUUUACCUGGAGCAAGCCAAUCAUCAUCCACAACAAAAGCGUCGUCAAGCUCAACUAAAGCAUCCAAUCAAGGAUGUAGUGCUGUUUAUGGACAAUGUGGCGGAACAGGAUGGACAGGUGCAACUCAAUGCUGUGCUGGUUCUACAUGUGUCUACAAAGAACAGUAUUAUUCACAAUGUUUACCAACAUCUACAGCGUCGACAGCUUCCUCGAGCACAGCUAAAUCAUCCAGCUCGUCCAGUACUACAGUCAAAUCGACCACAGCAUCUAGCACUACAGCGAAAACAACAACAGCUGGUAACGAUGGUCGACAAAAUGGCGUUACAACUCGUUAUUGGGAUUGUUGCAAAGCAAGUUGUGGUUGGUCGGGCAAAGCCAGUGUAACAAAUCCAGUAAAAACAUGCGCAAAAGACGGUAUUACAGCUGUUGAUGUUAACACUCAAUCAGGUUGCAAUGGUGGUACUGCGUAUAUGUGUAACAAUCAACAACCAUGGAAUGUCAGCUCCACCCUCUCCUACGGUUAUGCUGCUGCUUAUAUUGCCAACCAAAGAGAAUCCGAUUGGUGUUGUGCCUGCUAUUCAUUAGUGUUCACAAGUGGAUCCGUUGCUGGCAAGGAAUUGAUCGUUCAAGUAACAAACACAGGCGGUGACCUCGGCAACAACCACUUCGAUCUCCAAAUGCCCGGUGGUGGCGUUGGUAUUUUCGACGGCUGUUCAAGUCAAUUUCCUAGUGUGAGUAAAAGUUCGUGGGGACAACAAUAUGGUGGUAUCAGUUCCCGAUCCGACUGUGAUAAAUUACCAGCCGUUCUUCGAUCUGGCUGUUUAUGGCGCUUCGAUUGGUUCAUGAAUGCCGAUAAUCCACAAAUGCGCUUCAAACAAGUAACAUGCCCAGCAGUUCUUACUGCAAACACUCAAUGCGUUCGAAAAUAA
Messenger RNA from Adineta ricciae, 1092 nucleotides. Lineage: Eukaryota; Metazoa; Rotifera; Eurotatoria; Adinetida; Adinetidae. The record is from the annotation of a GenBank genome assembly.